AAAACCCGACAACUCCCUUAUUCCACAAGACUUGCGCUCGUCUGGUAGGACGCGGAGCCACACUUAUUCUUCAUCGACGAACAAGCGGCCUACACCUGGUCGAGCUGGCCACCCGCCAUUGUCGGCCCUGCAUGGUUGUUCUCCUGCGAGUAUUGAAGGACUUGGGAUCUUGCUGUCUAGAUUUGAUUUGUAGUCCCUUUGCUGCUCUAGAUAGGAUUUCCUAUAUUGAUGGCUGCGGCUAAGAUGGAUAAGUGUUUUAUUAAGGACAGGCCUGAAGAUGUGUCCUGGCUAUGCUCCCUUUCAACGUCUGAGAUUGAUAUGCUGAUAAAUUUGAAGUUGUAUGUCCGUCACCGUGCUAAGAUGAUAGGUUAUGAGGAACUAGCUGAGAAAUUUGACCUUAAAGUGCUUCGUGCCAUUGCAUUCAUUUUGUUUGAAUAUUUCAAAGAAAAAGUGAAAGAUCCAUCACUUACUCUAGAUGCAGUGAAGCCUGCGGCUUUGUCAAGUGCGUGCAACCUAUUGAGAUGUGAUCACGAAGGGGUCAUAUGUGUUGAAGAUCUGAGUAAAAAUAUUGGCGUUGAUCCACAACAUAUUGUUAGAGGGCCACAGGAAGAAGUGUGUUCCGCACCAGAAGAAGUAGUUUCAAAACGUCAAAAACGAAAAAGGAAGUGCUUUUUUGUCCGAAAGAAAAGGCCGAAGUUCAAAGCAGAGAACAAGUAGAUUUAAUUGUUGAAGGAGCUGAAACUGAUAGCUAAUUGAUGACGGACUGAGACUCCUGGUGAAUGGAAGCUUCAAUUUUGAAUGACCUUAGCAACCUGGCAGGUAUUAGUUGGACAUGCUAUUUUGAAUGGAAACUUCUACAGGGUGCGCGUACUAUUUUUUGCACCGGUGGUGGGGGCGGGCUUGUAUUGUAGAGAAAUAGUUGGAGAAUCUGUCCAUUAAAUUUAAGAAGUUGAACCCCGAGUGCCGAGGUCAACUGGUCGGAGUUGCUGCAAGUGUUGAUUAAUAGGCACUUGAUUUCUAUAUUUUUAGGUUAUUUACCACAUUUUCCAUGUCACUUGAAGUUUUAAUCAUUAUUGUAAAUAUUUUAAUGGAUUUAUGAAAGAUAUUUCAGGUAAAACAUGCCUUGAUAUUUUUUUGUGAUCUAAA
Neltuma alba is the source of this 1146-nucleotide messenger RNA. RefSeq lists its product as uncharacterized. The record is from RefSeq and is a predicted model, not a curated record. The coding region runs from base 229 to 717 and encodes 162 amino acids. NCBI's taxonomy places the organism in Eukaryota, Viridiplantae, Streptophyta, Magnoliopsida, Fabales, Fabaceae. The transcript is spliced from 5 exons.